Molecule: messenger RNA, 807 nt
Organism: Prorocentrum cordatum
Lineage: Eukaryota; Dinophyceae; Prorocentrales; Prorocentraceae
Source: the annotation of a GenBank genome assembly
AUGUCACGUGGCAGUUCUGCUCUUUCGUUCGCGUCAAACUGGUUGGGGGGGUUCUCCGCAGAGGACGAAGGUGACUCCAAGGACCUGCUCCCUGAGGCGAACGAGCAGAGGGACCAGGACAAGCAGGAUAAUUUCGACGGGCUCCUCGAGAGACUCUCGCAGGCCCAUCGCGGAGAACUUCGUGUCGCGACGGAGCGGCUUGAGUCGGAUAAGGCCGAGCUCGAGCGACAGAACAUGCUGUUGCGGAGCCAAGUGGUGAAUCAGCGCGCGAGGUUGAGCGGUGAUAGUAUGACGUCGCCAAUAAAAGCGUCCUCAUCUCGCUCUGUUGGUGCGUUGGUGACUCACGGUGCACGCGCUUCCGAAGGACAGGCGGACGAUCCUGCGGACCAGGCGAUGGCUGAUAUCAAUUUUGAACAUGUUAUGCCGAGUAUCCCCGGUUGCCACGAGGUGUUGCCCGGCAGCGUUCCGGAGAGGUGCGGGCCAUUCGCUCGCGAGGGCGAGGACGACAUCUCAGAAAAGCAUGGGGAUGAUGUGGAGGAGGAGGAAGAGCACCGAGGUUUCCCGCCACGGUCGGAAUACAUGGAGGACUGGCUAUACGGCACAGCCACGGAGGCCAUCGAUGUCGCGAGAAGAUCGCAGAGGAUGUGGGCGGCGCCACUCGUGAUGCAACCUCAUGCUAUGUCAACCCUUACCACGUCGCUCAAAAGCACUCGGCAAUCAUACGACGCUUACAUAGCGUGCAUCAUCGCCUCACCCCGCUCAAGGGUGCGAACAGCUUGGGAAAUCAUUGGUUGUGUCCUUAUCUAG